Messenger RNA from Toxotes jaculatrix (banded archerfish), 2349 nucleotides. Its product is annotated as ras-related C3 botulinum toxin substrate 1. The coding region runs from base 344 to 922 and encodes 192 amino acids. Gene Ontology annotation, biological process: actin filament organization; regulation of cell shape; small GTPase-mediated signal transduction. The record is from RefSeq and is a predicted model, not a curated record. Gene Ontology annotation, cellular component: cytoplasmic vesicle; plasma membrane; dendritic spine. Lineage: Eukaryota; Metazoa; Chordata; Actinopteri; Toxotidae. The transcript is spliced from 6 exons. Gene Ontology annotation, molecular function: protein kinase binding; GTPase activity; GTP binding.
GCAGGGAUCUCGGAGCUGCAGCUUCUCAAACUGUGGGCGUUUUUUUUCCCUCAAUCUUGACUCCAGAGUUUUUUUUUUUUCUCCUGGGUGUUGCCUGACCGGUUUACGGCUUUGGAGUUUCACUGGGGUGCCAGCUGAGAAGAAGACGACUGAAACCGGAUAUUUUCUGUAACGAAAACAUUGUAAACUUUUUGAAGCGCAGUCGAAGGCCCUGGUAUUUUGUCCACGCUUUACUUUUCAGGCCACACAGCACCGGUUUUAUAUUAGCCGCUGUUAGCUUGCUAAGCUAACCGAGCUCGAGCUGCUGUAACGUUGGCUGGGUCGCAAGCGAGAGAGCCGUCCGAUGCAGGCCAUUAAGUGUGUGGUAGUGGGGGACGGGGCUGUGGGUAAAACAUGCCUGCUCAUCAGCUACACGACCAAUGCCUUCCCCGGAGAGUACAUCCCCACAGUCUUCGACAACUACUCUGCCAAUGUGAUGGUUGAUGGGAAACCGGUGAACCUGGGCCUGUGGGAUACAGCAGGACAGGAGGACUACGACAGGCUCAGGCCACUGUCCUACCCACAGACAGAUGUGUUCCUGAUUUGCUUUUCACUGGUCAGUCCAGCUUCCUUCGAAAACGUCCGCGCGAAGUGGUACCCGGAGGUGAGACACCACUGCCCCAACACACCCAUCAUCCUGGUGGGGACCAAGCUGGACCUGAGAGACGACAAGGAUACCAUUGAAAAGCUCAAGGAAAAGAAGCUGUCCCCCAUCAUCUACCCUCAGGGUUUGGCCAUGGCUAAAGAAAUAAGUGCUGUGAAGUACCUGGAGUGCUCGGCUUUGACGCAGCGCGGCCUUAAGACAGUGUUUGACGAAGCCAUCAGGGCGGUCCUGUGCCCCCCACCCAUCAAGAAGAGGAAGAGGAAGUGUAAAAUAUUGUAAUGGAAAACUGCAGGGAGUAGAAAAUGAAGUCAGAACUCGCUUACUCAGAGGGAAGAAAAUGAUGUCUGGGUUCCCCAAAUAUCUGUUCACCCCCCUGUGUCCUUGCUUACAUUAGAAGCUCUGGUAGAUCAGACUUCAUCUGAAAGAACUUCACAGAUUUAAGCAGCGCUGAAGGUUUUUAGUCAGGUCUGACUUGUGGUUUCUUACAUCUGUUUAAGUCCUUUCAGAUUGACAGGAAUGAAGUGACUUUGCUAAGGCCUUGGGGAAUGUGAGGGUGGGGGAAUUUGAUUUGGGAUCUGGGGUUGAUUAAGGAGAAAGAGGGAGGAUUUUACACACACACAAAAAUAUGUCAUUUUUCUGAGACAUUGUGAAGAAUCACUACUUGAACGUGAAUUUAUCAUGAAUUUACCGUAGAUUUAACUCUAUAAAAGAAGGAGGUCCUGCACAGCGCUCUUUCCCCUACACACUAAGAGAUUCCUGCUGCCUUGAUGAAAUUUUACUUUGAGAUAAAAUGUUUUUUUUAGAAGCUCUAAUUUCUCCUUUUUUUUCAUUGUCAGUCUCUUGUCAGCUGUGGUUUGACAGACCGUUUUGUUUACAUGUGUCAUCUGACGAGACUGAGGUGCUGCCAAAACUCAGUCAACGGUCAUCACUUUGUAGUCGCCCCAUGAACACUAAAAUGUUUUUUCUUCCUUUUACUUUUGUGUUAACCUUCCUUCAAUGCAGUUAUGAAGAAGUUUAACCCUUAAAUGACUUAAUUGACUUGUAACGUGUUGUAGCAGCUGCUAAGUUAAGUAAUAACUACUCUCUACAUUGAGUGAGCAUUUCAAACACAGUCUCUGAUAGAUAUUUAACAGGUAAUUAUUUUGUUUCUAAAAGAUUUCUAGAUGAAUCCAUUGCUCUCUUCCCUCUACGUGUUAAAUGAAUACACACAGUGUUUUAUGACUGAUUGUCGGGCAUGUGAAGGUGCAGUGCAGUCACGGCUCAUUCUCUAUUUAUGUGCAACGGUUAAACCCAUCAUUUCAACUAAAUUCUUGCUCAGAAAGUGCUUUGAAUAUUCAGGCUUUUUAUGCAGUGUACAAUGUUCAUAUUUUCUAUCAUAAUGGUGUGUAACCAUAUCAUUGUGACCCCAUCUAUUACUGUGUUUGAUGAAGUGAGCCAGUGUAUCAGCACUCAAUGGUUGUAAUUCAUUUUACUGUCUUUGUUGUACAGUAUCAUCAGCAGAUGCGUUUUAUUUUGAAAUGAGCAGUGAUCAAAUUGCACGGGUGCUCCGGUGAGCCACUGUAAAUCGGGACUCAUUUUAUCAGUGUUUCAGUGGCACAGAGGAAGUGCACACUUGGAUUUCCUUUCUUGCUAAAUGUGGUUUAAUUUUCAUAUAGUAAUAUGCUGAUUUUUUUUUUUUAAAAAGCAGAUAAAUUCAUUGAAAAUGA